AUGGCUUCCCAAGCAGCAGUACGAGGUGCUAGGGCUGGCAUUUCCGCUCAAUCCACGAGAAGAACCCCGUCCCCGCCUUCACAACUGCAGUCGCAAUGCAUGUGCCCUUGCCGUAACCCGCGAGCUUUCUCCUCAUCAGCGCGGCCUUUCCGACAGCAAACAGAUUACAAAGAGUCCUUUGGGACUCGUCUGCGAAAGGGCUUGAACGAUACAAAAAUAAAAUGGUAUCGAAUACCUGUGGGCCUGGGGAUCGGAUUCCUAGGUCUCGGCCAACUAUACAGAGUUCAUGAGCGAGAGAACGCAAGACGGCGCAAAGAGGAGUGGGAAGAUAAUGGAGUAGUAAAGACAUUCGGAUCUGAAGGAGAUAAGGAGGGAGGAGGCAGGCCCAAGAAGAGGGAGAGGAUCAGGCCGACAGGGCCAUGGCAAGUUCAGGUUAUGUCUACUCUGCCAUUGAAGGCCAUGUCCAGGUUAUGGGGGAAGUUCAACGAACUCGAAAUACCUUAUUAUCUACGUGUUCCUGGAUUCAAGCUGUAUUCUUAUAUAUUCGGCGUCAAUCUUUCCGAAGUAUCAGAGCCUGAUCUUCAUGUAUACCCAAAUCUCGCGUCUUUCUUUUACCGAACUCUGAAGCCGGGUGCUCGUCCACUCGACCCCAGACAGAACGCUCUCUUAUCCCCGGCUGACGGCCGAGUCCUUCAAUUUGGCGCAAUCGAAAGUGGUGAAGUCGAACAGGUUAAGGGAAUGACUUACAGUCUCGAUGCUCUCCUUGGUAAAACCACUCCUGGGACUUCACCAAACCCAUCUAAUUCAAGUGCUAUCUUCUCGCCCAAGUCCGAUGCCAGCACAGCAUCUCGCCGACGAGGUGACGAGGAGAUCAUCAAGCAGGACGAGGAGUUCGCAUCUGUGAACGGAAUAUCAUAUACGCUCCCAAAUCUGUUUUCCGGCAAGAACAAAAAGUCUGGAAAGAAGGCUGAAGAUGCGUCGACAAAGUCUACUGCUUCUUCGGAAGCCGAGGUCCGUGCAGACUUGGCUUUAGGCGAGAAACCAUGGUACUCUCUGCUCACGUCAGAAAAUCGAACUUCACUCUACUAUGUUGUUGUCUACCUUGCGCCCGGAGAUUAUCAUCGUUUUCACUCGCCCUGUGCUUGGGUUGCUGAAAGGCGUCGCCAUUUUGCGGGAGAGCUUUACAGCGUGUCCCCUUACCUCCAAAAGACUUUGCCCGGACUUUUCACUUUGAACGAAAGAGUCGUUCUUCUGGGGAGAUGGCGAUGGGGGUUCUUCUCGUACACUCCGGUUGGAGCUACGAACGUGGGCUCGAUCAAGAUCAACUUUGAUAGAGAACUUCGAACAAACUCCUUGACCACGGACACCGCAGCAGACCGAGCAGCAGAGGAGGCAGCGAAGAACGGAGAAUCAUACACUGGCUUUGCAGAAGCUACAUACGAAGCAGCAAGCCCAAUUCUUCACGGACAUGCUUUGAAGCGAGGUGAAGAAAUGGGAGGCUUCCAACUCGGGAGCACGAUUGUACUGGUAUUUGAAGCGCCAAAGGGACAAAGACCAAGUCUUGACGAAGGCUGGAUGGGCGAAAAGACGAAGAGAAAAGGUGGGUGGAACUGGGCUGUUGAGAAGGGACAGAAGGUCAAGAUGGGUCAGGCUCUAGGAUGGGUUGACGAGUCAUGA
Molecule: messenger RNA, 1677 nt
Organism: Drepanopeziza brunnea f. sp. 'multigermtubi' MB_m1
Lineage: Eukaryota; Fungi; Ascomycota; Leotiomycetes; Helotiales; Drepanopezizaceae
Source: RefSeq, a predicted model, not a curated record